CCUGACCCCAGUGGCAGUCUUUACUCACUGCACUGCUCUCUCUCUCUUCCUCCUUCGCGCUCCCUUUCCUCUCGCGCUCGCUCGCUUUUUUUCUCCCUCGCUCCGGAUCGAGGUUGAGCUCCUUUCUGGCUCUUUCUCGUUCUCUCUCUCUCCUGCCUUCUUUCCUUCUCCUCCCUCUCCGCUCCUUCUUCCUCCCUCGCCUCCCCUCCGCUCUGCACUCCCAAGGAUCCUUGAGGGUCGAAGGUGCUGCCCUGCCUUGCACCAGCCCUCCACCUUGGGCAAAGCCUUUCGCCCCCCCUCCUCCUCUUUUCUUUCCCCCCCGCGCCCUCGGAACCACCACCACCAGCUUCUCGGCAGCUUCACCUCUUCCUCCUCCCCUCAUGGAUCGGCUCCUUCCCCAGCACCGAAGGCAUCCCUAGGAAUUACACAUCAACAUCCAGGAAAAUUAAAAAAAAAGGAGGGAGAGAAGAAGUCUACAGAGUUCAUGAGGAGAUCUUUAAGUUGCAGCGUUGGCUGAAACACAAUGCCCACCUCCAUCAUUUGCUCUGGAAAGUUGUAAGUUGCUCAUGUCUAUAAAGACGAAGCAUGGCUCAUGGAAUUCCUUCACAAGGCAAAGUUACCAUUUCAGUGGAUGAAUACAGUUCAAAUCCAACCCAGGCGUUCACACAUUACAAUAUUAACCAGAGCAGGUUCCAGCCUCCACAUGUACACAUGGUCGAUCCGAUUCCUUACGACACCCCGAAACCAGCAGGCCACACGCGGUUUGUCUGCAUUUCAGACACACACUCCAGAACAGAUGGAAUCCAGAUGCCUUAUGGGGACAUCUUGCUUCACACGGGCGAUUUCACUGAAUUGGGGCUGCCUUCUGAGGUUAAGAAGUUUAAUGACUGGUUAGGAAACUUGCCAUAUGAAUACAAAAUAGUGAUUGCUGGAAAUCAUGAACUGACAUUUGAUAAAGAAUUCAUGGCAGAUCUUGUUAAACAGGAUUACUACCGAUUUCCUUCUGUGUCCAAAUUGAAACCAGAAGACUUUGACAAUGUUCAGUCACUUCUGACAAACAGUAUUUACUUGCAAGAUUCUGAAAUAACAGUGAAAGGAUUCCGAAUAUAUGGUGCCCCUUGGACUCCAUGGUUUAAUGGAUGGGGGUUUAACCUACCCAGAGGCCAGUCUUUGUUGGACAAGUGGAAUCUUAUUCCUGAAGGCAUUGAUAUAUUAAUGACCCAUGGACCUCCACUUGGUUUUCGAGACUGGGUUCCAAAGGAGCUGCAAAGAGUUGGUUGUGUGGAACUGUUAAAUACAGUACAAAGGCGAGUAAGGCCCAAACUCCAUGUCUUUGGCGGAAUCCAUGAAGGUUACGGCAUUAUGACAGACGGUUACACAACGUACAUUAAUGCCUCAACAUGUACAGUCAGCUUUCAGCCAACCAACCCACCAAUUAUAUUUGACCUGCCAACCCCACAAGGAUCAUGAAGCACUACUGCAUCGGGGAAGGUCUAUAAACUGCCAUUUUUCUAAUUAAAAAACAUUCAUUCUCUCAACAUGUUUCUUUAUAAAUACUGUGGGGCUUUUUUUGUAAAUUGUUGGUACAAAAGGAAAAAAAGAUAAAGGUUGUGCUUUUUUUUGAACUGCAGCAUCCAUUUGAAAUUGAUAAAGCAUUGUGAAUUUGUAAAAUGAAGUUUUAUGUUUUAAUUAUCUUGCCAUUGUAAAUUGUCAAGUGUUCUCAGAAGGACAGCCAAGCUUUCUUUUAAUGAGUGAGACACCUUAUUUUAAUAUUAUUAAAUAAGAUUUAAAACACAGUGUUCUAAAAAAAUUAAACACCCCAAUUUGCA
This is a messenger RNA of Pogona vitticeps (central bearded dragon), 1829 nucleotides long. RefSeq names its product metallophosphoesterase domain containing 2 (gene MPPED2). Gene Ontology annotation, molecular function: hydrolase activity. The record is from RefSeq and is a predicted model, not a curated record. NCBI's taxonomy places the organism in Eukaryota, Metazoa, Chordata, Lepidosauria, Squamata, Agamidae.